Molecule: messenger RNA, 3766 nt
Organism: Anopheles merus
Lineage: Eukaryota; Metazoa; Arthropoda; Insecta; Diptera; Culicidae
Product: protein rigor mortis
Exons: 10
Coding region: 183-3752 (1189 amino acids)
Molecular function (GO): protein binding
Source: RefSeq, a predicted model, not a curated record
UACGUUGUGGUUAGACGAUUGGCUUUUCAGAGCUAUUAGUUUGACACAUAUGUUGACAGCAGAUCCGAACGCGGGUUUUAUUACAAAAAGGCUUACAAAAUUACACUGUUUACAGCCGGUACCCACGCACGGAACAUAUAAUCUCAAAUUUCACGCCAAAAUAUCAUAAUACAGUGCAUAAGAUGGUGCCAAGCAUGGAAGGAUUUGUUGCUCCGAUCUUUCACCGUUGGUAUCAUCAAAACAGCCUAAUAUCUACCCCGGAUAAUGGCAUCCUGUACUGUUCGCGUUACGAAGUGGUGUACAUACCGCCGCUGGAUACGGGUUGCCUGCCCAAGACUCAGCUAAUCAAUGUGCAUGGAUUUACAAAAUCUCUGGCAUGUUCUCCGGAUUGGAGUGGUAAGCGUUUGUUUGCUACGUUGGACGAGUAUAACGUCCUGUACGUAUGGGAUCUCGACUUGGGACAGCCGGUCCAUGGUCAUCGCGGUCACGCAACAGCACCGAAAGCGCCAACAUCAAGGCAACAGUUCAAAGAUGUAACCUCGGCGAUUUGUUUUUCUGCAAAUGGAAAAGUGAUCUCUUGCGAUCGUUCCGAUCUGGUGGUGUACUGUUUGCUCGCGGACAGCUACAAGGCGAUGCCGGACUUUUUCCGCAAUAAAACCGUCGUUACGCUCGUACCUUCUCCUGUUGAUCGUGACGUGUUUAUCGCUGGGCUAAAGGAUGGGCUGAUACAAAUAUUUUCUAUUAAAAAAAUGGCCAUACUACACACUUUGCGCAGUCAUGACAAGGAAAUUGUCUCCAUAGAAUGUAUGACGGUGCCAGUUCUGAAGGGAAAUAUAUGGAGAAAACGCCAGUACAAUCCAGAAGCUGGAAGUGGCAACGUACCGGACAGUGCGUCCAAAACGGUGCAAAACAGGCCCAAAAAGCAGGCCCGAAAAAAGAAUGUGCCGGUUGCAGACGAUUCGGAUUUCUUGGACAUUUACGAUUUCAAUGAAAGCCAGGAAGAGUUUGGCACUAUAAUUGACCGAGAAGCGAAGGAUGAUAAGCAGAAUCAGUUCCGAGAGAAGGCUAAAACAGUCGAAGGAUUUAACUUUCUUGAGGCUUGCGAAAACCUGAAGGAAGAUAUCCUGAAAGCGGCAAAUCGCAGAGAUGAAGAAGAAGAGGAGGACGACGAAGCCGGGGAACAGUCCACUCUAGCACAGGAGGACUUUAAUACGGACGACGAGAACGAUUUGGAUGAUUGUGAAAAGUUACGCGACUACGUGGUAGUCGAUAAUGAGGAUCGAGAAGCCGAAGAAGAACCUCUGGAUGAUCGAGAGGAGUUUGAAAGCAAGCUCAUUUUGGUUAGUGGAAGUCGGGAAAAUGUCGUUUGGUUCUGGGACUACGAAACUGGCCUUCCGAUUGACAAAAUUGUGAUACCGUCUGAAACCAACGGAAGGCUUUGUGAUACUUUGUUCACCAAUGCGGUGUGGAUGGAUGAGUCGCACAUCGUUGCGAACACCUCAAAUGGACAGGUGAUUGAGUGGAAGGUAGAAUUCAAGUUCAAGAACGAUCGCCUGCAGCUAGCGGCCAAGGAAAGCUUGGCGCCAUACCCAGUGGAGAAAAUUUUCCAUGUGAUUCGCGCUAAAGGGCUUACGAAGAUGAAGACCAAUGGCCGGUAUUUGUGGUGCUCUUCGAUCCAUCGAAAGAUAAGCUGCUUGGAAGUGGCUGAAUCCGGUAAAGCGACUGUGGUUGUAGAAUACUCUUGUAUCACUCCCACAAACCGUUGUGUGGUGGAAAAUCCGCUCGAGUCAAUGGUUAUUGCCCUCGCGAGUGCUGCACCGAGAAUCGAAAAAUUGAACUUGGCCAGCCUGCAGCCCGACAAUAUUCCUUUCAAACCAUUUACUAAUAAAAUUAGUGGUUUAGUUAUGUUCCUGGCCUGGCAUCCAGAGGAAGAGGAUAAGUUGGCCUUCUCCACGAACGAAGGACGUGUCGGAGUGCUCGAUACGAGCAGCAUGAGCAACGUCCCCGUGAUAAUGAAACCUUUCAUCAACAAAGAAGUGUAUGCUUUGCACUGGUGUUUUUUAACGAACGACAAACAGGAAAGGCGACUGGUACUGUUUGCGUGUGGUACAAACGAACUUGCUUACUAUCACAUGUCAGGCGCUCAUAAGUAUGAACCCGUCAGAUGCAAGCAGUUUGGCCAGGUCUCAAACAUAUCAGGAACAGAUAAGAUGUGCUUCAUUGGUACUCAGCAGGGAAGCAUCUAUAUCACCGGUUUGGAUGAAAAUCUUAAACAAUUGUACUGCCAUAAAGUUGCUAAUCGGUACAUCAGCUCGGUGGAGUACAAGCAGAAUUAUCUUGCCGUUGGUUCUAACGACCAUGCUAUUCGUUUGAUCAACUUGAGCGACGGUUUUGAUGGUGAGCAAGCAAAGGAAAUUAUUACGCUUGAGGGUCAUACGGAGGGAAUUUGUAAGGUGAAAUGGAAUCGGGGAGACACGAUGCUUCUUCUAAGCUCUAGCUACGAUUGCUCUAUUCGUAUUUGGGACGCUCUCUCAGCUACCUGUUUGAGUGUGUUUUAUACAAAAUCGUUUGCUUAUUCAGCCAUCUUUUCACCGCUGGAUGAAAACAUAAUACUUUACGUCGGAAAAGGAAUCCCACUUUCAUCAUACGAUUACACUAAACAACACGACAAAGUGCCUAAAGCAUCAUCAAAAAAGUAUCCUAAAAUCAAAUUUGCUACACUUGAAGAUAGCAAACCGAUAGAGACAAUGCCAGGAAAGAAGAGAGGACGAGGAAGUAAGCAGCCCGCUGCUGUGUCUGUGAAUGAGGCCGUCGAUCAACUGACGGAUGAGGUGAAAAAGGUCACACUAAAGGAAGGCGCUGCUGUUAAGCCAAUGCCAACACCAACCCUAGCGACAACAUUGCCCCUUACGUAUCGCGAAACGAACAAAGUAAAAGAUGUAUUAGAAUGUAUCGUUAAAUUGCUACAUACACCAGACCCGGAACCGGAACCAACUAAAUUAGAUGAAGACGAAAAUGGCAGUGAUAACGAAUCGCUAGAUGAAGAGUUUAACCGGUUGAUAAAACCGAAAGCGAUCGAACAAAAGCAGCCAGUAGUUGAACCACCGGUUAAUGAUAGUGAAAUGAACGCGCCCGUCGAAAAAAUGUUCUACAACGAAAGGCUUUUCUCGACCGAACAAAACCUGAAACAACUUAUAGAGGAGGAGGCAAAAAUGCACACCAUCACGGACGUCUCAUCGAUCGGGAUGGUAAUGUUACCCCAACUACUGCAUAAACUGAAGGAUAUAAUUUUAGGAUGUAUUACUAAAAAGAAACUGACUCCUCAAAUGUUGGCAUUAGCGCCCUACGUUUCGCACAUGUUUUGGCGUCAAUGCUGUCAAGCUUAUGCGUAUCAAUUGAUCGAAGGUCAGCAACCUUUAGCAGCUGUACCCUAUUUUCUAGCCAGCCAUAAGGUUGAUUCAUCCAUCGAAGAGCUUUGCGAUGCCAAGUAUUUCCGCGAAGCAUGGGUGAUCUGCAGGUUGCAGAAAAUGCCCGAUGAUCCUAUUCUGGAGCAGGUGGCUAGCAAAUGGGCACAUCAUUUGGACGUCAUUGGAAAUUACGAAGCGGCAGCAUUAGUAUGGACUGGAGUGAAAAAGUACAAUGAAGCGAUCGAAGUACUGACAAAGCGUCGAGAUAUUAACGAGGACAUCCAACGCACUAUCGAUGAGCUGAAUGCAAAACUACAAGAGGCGCCCAAGGCUGAGGCAAAAUGAUUUAACUCAUUCAU